Molecule: messenger RNA, 1317 nt
Organism: Lentinula edodes (shiitake mushroom)
Lineage: Eukaryota; Fungi; Basidiomycota; Agaricomycetes; Agaricales; Omphalotaceae
Exons: 6
Coding region: 76-1131 (351 amino acids)
Biological process (GO): regulation of DNA-templated transcription
Cellular component (GO): Rpd3L complex; Rpd3L-Expanded complex; nucleus
Source: RefSeq, a predicted model, not a curated record
CAUCUUUAACCUGUACCACCACUACGAACCCGGUAUUUGCACAAUUAAAUCACGAUUUUUUCUAGCACAUGCAGUAUGAUCGCAACUGCAUCUACGCAGAAUCUUGAGGACGCAGCUAAUUUGGCCGGCGAAUUCAUCUACAGUCUCGACUAUCUUCCGCACGAGGUGAAGCAUUAUCUUGAAGAGAUUAAGCAUAAGGACUUUCGCGUCCAAGAAUUACAGCAACAAAUCGACGUUGACAGUGCUCGAUGGAUCAAACACAGUUUACGUGGAAGCGUGACACCCUCACAAGAGUUCUCUCCAUCCCCCUCCCCAUCACCAAGCUCAAAGUCUACCGCCAAUAUACCGUACAAGAUCCAACUGGGCUAUACAGAAAUUGAGAAGCUCUCCAACGAGAAAAUGGCUCUGGCUGAAAAGAUAACGAGUUUGCUUGCGCGGACUCGUUAUCGUCUGGAGUCCGACAUCAACAAAGUUCGAAUCUUGCAAGGCGAAGCUCCCGCAACCGAAACAAUUUCUGCUAGAGGCGUUUCAGCAACGCCGAGCUUGAGUGGGACCUCUUUUCAUGUUACUAGCCAAUUGCAUGCAAAUGACGCUGCAGCGAGUCUCAGCGAAAGUCUUCGACUCGCACUGGCACCGCCCCCUUCCGCUGCCGAAAUUCGAAAGUCUGUAAUUACGACUGCCUCAACGAGGAGGCAAGGUCGAUCUACGGCUUCGCCAUCCAUCAAGCUCUCCGCAGGCGGCAGUCGUUCAAUCUCCCCCGCCGCAACCGCACCAACGAAAGCUACUACUUCUCGGUCAAGUCGUCUGUCACGUCAAAUACACCCUCCCCCUCCUGCAGACGAUGACAUUGAAAUGGGCGACGAAGACGCUGAAGGUGAGGAUGAUGUUGACGAAGCAGAUGACGGUGAGGAUGCCGACGACGACAAGCUGUACUGCUUCUGUCAAAGGAGUAGCUAUGGGGAUAUGAUUGCAUGCGAUAAUGAGGGCAACUGUCCCUAUGAAUGGUUUCAUCUGUCCUGUGUGGGUCUGAGUAAACCGCUCCCGGACAAAUGGUAUUGCUCCGUGUGCUCCAUCAAGAUGCCAGUGGCUGUCACUACUGUUACUGUAGGCAGGAAGGGAAGGAAGAAAUAGGGUUUUUCUCGGGAAGGGAGAUGAGACGCAGUAUCCUUAUUAUUCAAUUGAUUGAUCAUUGUAUAGUACGAUGGACUCAAGUAUCGUGUUAUUAUCUCGAUAUUGAUGUAUGUAUUUCGAAACAACUUUCAUUCUGACUAUGUAUGCACUUAUAGUUACCUGGAAUAAAACUUGCUGUAAGCUUAA